Molecule: messenger RNA, 1805 nt
Organism: Mollisia scopiformis
Lineage: Eukaryota; Fungi; Ascomycota; Leotiomycetes; Helotiales; Mollisiaceae
Product: MFS allantoate transporter
Exons: 7
Coding region: 411-1805 (464 amino acids)
Biological process (GO): transmembrane transport
Cellular component (GO): membrane
Molecular function (GO): transmembrane transporter activity
Source: RefSeq, a predicted model, not a curated record
AUGGGCUUUUCCGAGUCGCAUUCGGAGACGCGAUACCUCUCAACAAACCCUGUUUCUUUCACGUCUCCGCACUCCGCGUAUUGAGUACUCCACCCUCCACAAUGUUGGAUCCCCAUUCUGGGGAUCCGAGUUGCCCUAGUGGUCUUGCAGGCGUCGAUGGUCCCACUCACGAGGGCGUCUGAUUGCGCUCAAACCUACGCUACGUCUUCUCUAGAGCUGAUGCGCGAAGCCUUGGUCCAGCUCUACACCGUGGCCAUCUGAAGUACAAAUUGGUAUGUUGUAACCCUGGUGAUCUUCAUCGUUCCAACCACUUUUGUUCACUUGAUUUUCUAUUCUGUUUCAUUCUCUUUGGAGUGUUCCGAAACAUAUAUCUCCUCUCCACAUUACCAUCUCUUGUCUCUUCAGGCAACAUGGCUGCUCAGGACAAACCAACCGAUGCCCAUGUAGAAAAUACCUCCAGAUCAGAUCUGGAUGACAUUCAAAACCUCAAGAACGUCGACGGCGAUGUUGCAUUGAAGAUGUUCGACGAUUACUCGGCCUUGAACUCUCAUAUCGAUCCAAAAGCAGAACGCAGACUCGUCAGAAAGCUCGACAUGUACAUAAUUCCAUUCAUCUGCAUAACCUACCUCAUCACUUACAUUGACAAAGCCACUCUCGGCUAUGCUGCCAUCUUCGGUAUGACAAAAGAUGCUCACCUUGUGGGUACUCAAUAUAGUUGGCUGGGUUCCAUCUUCUACUUUAGAUACCUCUUCUUCGAGUAUCCCACUAGUUUCGCCAUGCAGAAAGUCUCAGUUGCAAAAUGGCUCGGCGUAAACAUCUUUCUAUGGGGCGGGAUCUGUAUGGCCCUUGCCUACCUCCUCAUCACAGCCAUGUGGUACACGGUCGAAGAACAACCCAUCCGCGUUGGAUACUGGUCUACUUUUCUGGGACUUGCCAACUCGUUUGGCGGUCUGCUUGCGUAUGGUAUUGGUAAUAUCAAAGGAGGCGCCCUGGACUCUUGGCGAUACCAAUUCAUUGUGAUCGGGUCAUUCUCUGCUGCGUGGGGCAUCAUUGUGUUCCUUUUCCUGGCUGAAAACCCUGCUUCGGCUCGGUUCCUAUCCGACGACGAGAAAAAGAUGGCCGUUGAGCGUGUCCGCGAAAACCAGACCGGAAUCAAAAACACCACCUUCAAAAAAUACCAGCUCAUCGAAGCUCUUCUCGAUCCCAAAACCUGGUUUCUCUUCUUCUUUGGUCUAUCAACACAAGUCGUCAAUGGAUCCGUCAGUAACUUUGGAACAUUGACCAUCAAAGGUUUCGGGUAUUCCAGUCUUGUUACCACCCUCCUCCAAAUCCCAUACGGAGCGAUCAUCAUCUUCGCCGUCCUCUCCGCCAUGUAUCUUCAACGCUGGCUACCGGGACAGAAGAGAUGCAUCGUCGCAGGCCUAUACGUCCUCCCUGCCCUCGCCGGCGUUGCGGGAAUAACUGCUUUGCCCGCAUCGAGUAAACACGCUCGAUUGGCUUGCUACUACUUAACAGCAUUCUACACCGCCUCCUUCGCGAUCUGCAUGUCCCUAAUAACAGCCAACACCUGCGGCUCCACGAAACGCACCACCGUGAACGCUAUCUUCUUCAUCUCCUACUGCGCCGGCAACAUCAUCGGGCCAUUUGCUUUCAAGCCCGCUGAAGCCCCCGUGUACCGUUCUGGUAUCAUUGCCAUUCUCGUCGCGUACUGUGUGGAAAUUGUGGUUCUGGUUGGAUUUGCGGGGUAUUUGAGGAUGCUUAAUGGGAGGAAGGAACGGGAUGAAACCAAAUCACAUUAUUUAUAG